Molecule: messenger RNA, 1362 nt
Organism: Penicillium cataractarum
Lineage: Eukaryota; Fungi; Ascomycota; Eurotiomycetes; Eurotiales; Aspergillaceae
Product: SHNi-TPR domain-containing protein
Exons: 2
Coding region: 1-1362 (453 amino acids)
Biological process (GO): DNA replication-dependent chromatin assembly; CENP-A containing chromatin assembly
Cellular component (GO): nucleoplasm
Molecular function (GO): histone binding
Source: RefSeq, a predicted model, not a curated record
AUGGCUGAAGCCGAACAGCCCACGACGGUCGAUCAGAUCGAUGCCCCCACGACUGACAUGCGCGCUGAGCUAGACGACUUGAUCACACGAGCCGCCGCCAAAGACGCGACCAAGGACCACAAUGCUGCUUCCGAGCUCUACUCACAGGCCACCGAGCUCCAGGCUGCAUUGAACGGAGAAAUGUCCCCCGAAAACGCGGACCUGCUCUAUGCGUACGGCAAAUCUCUAUACAAUGUUGCUGUGAGCAAAAGUGAUGUUCUUGGUUCCAAGGUGGCUGGAGAUUCCCAGUCCUCAAGCAAUGCCCCCGCGGCGAAAGCUACGUCUUCUAAGACCGCUGCUACCGGUGGAAGCCUGGUCAAGGACGCCAUCUCAAGCUCCAUGACCCAGAAUGCUGCUACGCCCGCGAAAGAAGUCAACGCACAAUUGGACGCCGCGCCAUCGAAGCCCUUCUUCCAAUUCACCGGCGACGAAAACUUUGUCGACUCCGACGAGGAGGAGGACGAGGAGGAGAAUGGGGAAGCCGAGGAAGAGGAGGAAGAUGACUUUGAGAAUGCCUUUGAGGUCCUCGACCUGGCGCGCAUUCUCUACCUCAAGAAGUUGGAGGUUGCGGCGGAAAACAGCACGGACAAGGGCAAGGGCAAGGCUUCAGAUCUGCCCGCAGACUUGAGACACAUUAAGGAACGUCUUGCCGAUACCUACGACUUGCAGGCCGAAAUUUCUCUGGAGGGAGAGCGAUUCUCCGAUGCCGUGACUGACCUGCGUACUGCUCUCGACCUUCGCAACACCCUGUUCCCAUUCGAGGAUCCUUCCGUUGCCGAGUGUCACUACAAGCUCUCGCUGGCUCUGGAGUUUGCUUCAGUCCCGCAGCAGGGAGAAGAAGAUGACGGACAAGAGAAGACGGUGGACGAGGAGAUGCGGAACGAGGCUGCAACUCAGAUGGAGCACGCCAUCGAGAGCUGCAAGGUUCGCAUGGCUUCGGAGGAAAAGAAGUUGGAGGCCGACAAAGAGAUGGACGAGGAUAAAGUGACGGCUGCAAAGCGGAAGAUUUCCAAUGUGAAGGAAAUCAUUGCGGACAUGGAGCAAAGACUCAUCGAUCUCCGUCGGCCACCGGUCUCCAUCGAGCAGAAGGAGCAAGAAAGCGAGGCCAUGCUCAAGGGUAUCCUCGGCCAGAUCGUCGGUCAAUCAGUGACGGAUCAACAGGCUCGCCUCGACGCCGUCAGCAAAGAAGCCACCGAUCUGUCCUCGCUAGUCCGACGCAAGCCUGCUGCUUCCCAGUCCUCUCAACAGAGCUCAUCCAAGCGCCCUGCGGAGGACGGUUCCGCGGAUGGCGAAUCGAAGCGUGCCCGGGUUGAAGAUGCCUGA